UCUCCUGCACUCUGAUCAUCUUCAUGGCUUCCUCUGGACCCCUGACAGGCUGUAUCAGAGGUGCUGCACCAACGGCCUGACCCACUUAAGUAAAACCUCAUGGGAGGAAAAUAACAGCUCUUGUAGGGGAACCGAGGACCCUGCCACGGAGGAACAUUUCUGAGCCAUAUAUAUUUAGAAACAUUUGGUUUUGUGCUCCUGCUGAGUUAAAGCAGUGUGCUGUCUCUGGGCUCUGCCAUACACUGUCAUUAUGCAGAGCUUUGUUUUAAAGCAGCAGAAGGGGCUGCCCAAACCGUUGGGUUGGCUGGUGUACGGGAGGGUUUUUUUUGACUGCAGGCAGCCAGCCCUCAGGUCCUUUAAAUUAUCUGUGUUUACGGCUAAAUAUAAGUUCCUCAAAACUCUUCGUACAGCACUCACGGAUGUCUGUAUAUAUAGCAUCACUGUGUACAUUACCGCUAUGAGUUGUGGAGCCGUUACCCUGAAACGUGGAAACGUUCAAGGGCUUGUUUUGGCGACAGGGUCUUUCAAGGCAGUCGCAAAUGUUUUGUUAAGGAGGAGAUUUAUGCAGUGCCUAAACCAUGUUUCUGCAUUGCAGGCCAAGCGAUGUCGGUGCUGGAGCCCCUGGCAGCCCCAUCCUACUGACGGCGAUGUGAGCGUGGCACUGCGGAGCCCCAAAGCCCUGCGAGAUGGAGGAGCUCUACAAGGAGACUCCCAACCUGCCCAUGGAUGUCACCAGCCCACCGGCGGCCAUGGCCAACAACAAGCUGGAGAACGGCGUGGCCCAGCUGAUCACGGCGGAGGCCUGGAACAUCAAUUCAGCUGAUCUGAUGAAGAAGGCCCUGUCCCCGCUGGUGACUGUUCCUGCUCCCUCCAUCCUGACACCGCCAGCUGAGUCACAGAGUGGGGUAGCACUGAAGGUGGCGGCCACCGUGCUGCAGCCCAUCUGCCUGGGGGACAGCCCCGUUGUCCUGCCCAUCCACCUGCAGGUGGCUGGCAGUGCCGCCCCGCAGAUGCCGGCCAGUGGUGCCACCCCGUACGUCAUGACCACGCAGGGCCCCAUCCCGCUACCAGUCCUGCUGGAGCAGCAUGUUUUCCAGCACCUCAACUCGCCCCUGGUGCUGCCCCGCACUGCCUGCCCUGCCAGCCCCCUGCAUGGUGGUCUCUUCCCAGGCGCCUCUGCCCCUGUUGGCCAGCCCCAGCUCCUGGAUCCUAAACCCUCGGGCCCAGGCCAAGAGCCUGUGCUGCCGCCUGUCUUUCAGACACCGGGUUUUGCCGCAGUCCUGCAGGACCUCUUCCCCUCAGGGCAGGGUGCCCUGGGCUCGGCCCCCUGCCAGCCCCCUCCUGACUAUGCUGCCCUCCCACCCCAGGCCUUCAGCUCACCCCUCUCCCCGCUGGUGCCCCCUGCCACGCUGCUGGUGCCCUACCCUGUCAUCGUGCCCCUGCCUGUCCCCGUGCCUAUUCCCAUCCCUGUCCCCAUCCCCAUGCCCCAUGGUGCUGAAGCCAAGGUGACCCCCGACCCACCCAAGCCCCCACUCUUCACCCCACAGCCCUGCAAGGGCACCCAGACCCCUCUGGAGAAGGAGGAGACGAAGCCCUUUGACCUCAUCCACCAGCGGGACUUCUCGCAGCUAAACCGCCACACUGUCAUCAAGAUGGGCAGCGAGAAUGAGGCGCUGGACCUCUCCAUGAAGGGCCCGCCCAUGCCUCGGGCCUGCGAGGCUGCCCUGCCACCACCAUCCCCUGAGGAUGGGGCACUGGACCUGUCUCUCUCCUCGUGCCGCAAGCCAGGAGGUUCCCACGGGGAGACGGCCGGCAGUGGGCCCAGUGCCGAGGCCAGCCCGCAGGACAAGCCGGCCACCCCCUUCGCCACCUCCAAAGCACCGGAGGCUGCAGGCAAGGUGGAGGGCAGGGUGGUGGGGCCGGGGCCAGGUGAGCUCCUGCGGCCACCACAGAAGUGGUUGGUGGAACCGGCCGGGAGGGCGGCCUGCGAACCCAAGCCUGGCGGCAACAACAUCGAGAUCGUCAGCACCUCUCAGACAGCCAAAGUCAUCGUCUCUGUCAAGGACGCAGUGCCCGCCAUCUUCUGCGGCAAGAUCAAGGGCCUGUCGGGGGUGUCCACCAAAAACUUCUCCUUCAAAAGGGACAUGCCCCAGGACUCAGUGCUGCAGUGCUACGACGUGAAGAGCCAGCCCGAGCCCCGGGACAACGCUGAGGCGCUUAGGAAACCCGUAAAGAACAGGAGCGUAAAGCUAAAGAAAAUGAACUCGCCCGAAAUACACAUUCUUCCAAUAAAGAAGCAACGGCUUGCUGCCUUUUUUCCAAGAAAGUAAAUUAUGGGUUUUUAGAAUUUUAAGAUUAUUAUGGAAAAAAAAAAUAAUAAAAAAGAUGCACUUGGUUUUAAACUCAUCUAAAACUUUAAACUAUCUUUGUAAGUUAUUUUUGGGGAAGGGGGAGAGGAGCAGAUGUAGAGUCCCUAUAAGCUGGGUUUCUUCUCUUUUUUUUUGUUAUUAAAUUUUGACUUUUCGUGGGAAACUGAAUAAAAGCAACCUAUUUUUCAAGCAGAUUGCACAUUUUGCAGCUUUAAUGGAGUAACGGAUGAGUCAGAGGGGUAAGAGCUAUUUUCACUGCCAUAAAGUGCUUUGAUGAUGUAAUUCUUCAUAAUGGUUAGACCAGAAAUUUCAAAAUAAAUGUUUGUACGUGCUA
Molecule: messenger RNA, 2703 nt
Organism: Meleagris gallopavo (turkey)
Lineage: Eukaryota; Metazoa; Chordata; Aves; Galliformes; Phasianidae
Source: RefSeq, a predicted model, not a curated record